This is a messenger RNA of Lolium perenne, 1456 nucleotides long. Its product is annotated as aspartic proteinase nepenthesin-1-like. Gene Ontology annotation, cellular component: extracellular region. The record is from RefSeq and is a predicted model, not a curated record. Lineage: Eukaryota; Viridiplantae; Streptophyta; Magnoliopsida; Poales; Poaceae.
UCAGCUCUCUCCACGAACUGAGGUGCACGAUGAAGAACCCAUCAGUGAUGGCACCCUGCGUUCUCUUCCUGGCCAUCUUGUUCGCGCGACCUGCCGCUUCGACGACGAUGUUGCGCGCCGACCUCAGGCACGUCGACAGCGGCCGCGGCUUCACCAAGCGCGAGCUGCUCACCCGGAUGGCCGCUCGCUCGACGGCGCGUGCGGCCAGCCUCGGCGCCAGCGCUCAGGCAGCAACUGCACCUGUGGCCAGCGGCGGUUCCGAAUACCUCAUCCACCUGAGCAUCGGCACGCCAAGCCCGCAGGCGGUGGCGCUGGUGCUGGACACCGGCAGCGACCUUACCUGGACGCAGUGCGCUUGCACGGCCUGCUACACGCAGUCACUCCCGGUGUUCGACCCGUCCGCCUCCCGCACCUUGGGUACCGUGUCGUGCACCGACCCUAUCUGCGGCGCGCAAGGGGGCCUCCCGAACUCCGCGUGCAGCUCCCAGAAAAAGUUGUGCCGCUAUGGCUACUCCUACGGCGAUAAAUCGUUCACCAUAGGAACGAUCGUCGAGGACACCUUCACCUUCAGCAGCUCGGACGUGCCCAGCCUCCGCUUCGGCUGUGGCAUGAAGAACGGCGGCCGCUUCACGCCGAACGAGUCCGGCAUCGCUGGCUUCGGCCGCGGGCCCCUGUCGCUGCCUUCGCAACUCAAUGUUGACAGCUUCUCCUAUUGCUUCACCACCAUAGGAGAUCAGGGGAGCAGCCCGGUGUUCCUGGGCACGCCGGACAACCUCGGAGCCGACGCCCAAUCCACCCCGUUCGCGCCAACCCCUGCAAGCGGGGGAACCUCGUCCUUCUACUAUCUUUCGCUCCAAGGCGUCUCUGUUGGCAAGACUCUGCUGCCGUUGACAGCGUCUGGAUCCGAUGGGCCGAUCAUUGACUCCGGCACGAGCAUCACAAUCUUCCCCGAGGCUGUCUUCCAGAGCCUCCGGGAGGCAUUCGUGUCGCAGGUGCCUCUUCCCGUCGCCGACGCCUCGGCCUCGCCCAUCCCCGGCAUGUUGUGCUUCUCCACGGCGCAGGCAACGGACCUGGAAAAUGUGCCUGUGCCGAAGCUCAUCCUCCACCUGGAGGGCGCCGACUGGGACAUUCCGAGAGAGAACUACUUGCUGGAGGUCGAGGACGACAAGGGCACCGCCAACGCUCUACUGUGUGUGGUGAUACUUUCGGCGGGCGACCUCGACAUAACGGUCAUAGGCAACUUCCAGCAGCAGAACACGCACAUCGUCUACGACCUGCAGGCCAAUAAGAUGAACUUCGCGCCCGCGAGCUGCGACCAGCUUUGAGUUAACUAUGGCCGGACGCGUGCAUGUCCAUGCGCAAAUGCAAACUAUACUACAGUUUUACCUGCUAGCGCCCAAGUGUUUGCUUCUAGCAUCUAAAUAUUUAUCUAUCUAUCUAUCUAUCUAUCUAUCUA